GUAAAGAGCAGAAACUUCAUCUGGAAACUUAAUAAAACUAACUGUGUUCAUCUUUCUACAUUUGAAGAACUCUGAAUCUGAACACUGAAUCCUGAUUGCUGUUCUCCUGACUGCAGAGAUGAAGCAUUCAUACCUAACCACUGGAAGAGUUGGUCUUACUGCAGAGAUGAAGCGUUCAUACCUAAUCACUGGAGGAAUUGUUCUUAUUGUAGGACUUUCAGGCCUCGUGUGGUGGCUUGUGAUCUCUGCGCUCCAGACCUCUUCCCUCCAGAUCUCUGAACCAUUUCCACUCGACAUGGCUACUAAGGCCGUUGAUGACAUGUACAAAGGCUGCAGAGAGAAAAUGGAGAAGAAGGUCAAUAACAAAUACUUCAAAAAAGAGGAUGUGGGAACAUUUAAAGAUGCCUGGGAAAAAGCAGAAGAAUGUUCAAAGCAACUUCACCGAGAGGAUAAGGAUCUCACCCAAGACCACAUGCAGGCAAUCUGUGUUUAUACAGCUGACGACAUUUAUGAAGAAUUCAAUAAAGCAGUCCGCACCGGUAAGAAAACCUACACCAGCUCCUUCAAAUUCCACUCUUUCCAUUUCUGGCUGACUUCUGCCAUACAAAUCCUGAAUAAAAAACAGAAGUGUCAAAUUUCUUAUAGAAGAACUGACAAUGAGUUCACCGGCAAACUUCGCAAGUACAUUCGGUUUGGUACGUUUACCUCCAGCUCUAAACUUACAAAUCUUACAGAUUUUGGAAGUAAGACCUGCUUUGAAAUUAAGAGCUGCUUAGGAGCCUACCUGAAGGAUUAUUCAUACUUAGAAACAGACGAGAAAGAGGUGCUUAUCCCCCCCUAUGAAAAAUUCAAGAUAACCAAAAUUAUUGAAGGUAAAGGUAAAUUUAAACCCAUGCCUGACUGUGAGAAGGUCUUCAUUCUGGAAAGUAAAGGAAAAUCUGUGAGUAACCUCAACUGCAAAGCUGCAAAAAAAUGAGAGAGCAGAGUUUCCUCACAUCAUCAUCUAUGACUGUGCAGGAUUUACAUUGAUGUCUAUGUGCAGCAGACUGUAUAUCUGUACGGGAUCAAUACAUGAGUGAUAUCAU
Scomber scombrus (Atlantic mackerel) is the source of this 1085-nucleotide messenger RNA. Its product is annotated as T-cell ecto-ADP-ribosyltransferase 2-like. The coding region runs from base 119 to 976 and encodes 285 amino acids. The transcript has 3 exons. NCBI's taxonomy places the organism in Eukaryota, Metazoa, Chordata, Actinopteri, Scombriformes, Scombridae. Gene Ontology annotation, molecular function: NAD+ poly-ADP-ribosyltransferase activity; NAD+-protein-arginine ADP-ribosyltransferase activity. The record is from RefSeq and is a predicted model, not a curated record.